CCUCCACGCGCAUAGUAGCAGUGCCUAACCAGCGAGCACGGCGGACGACGGUCGUGACGCACCAUCGGUAGACCAUAUAGAGAGCUUGCGAUCUCGCCGGUGUGUGUAAGUGUGUGUGUGCGUGUGCGGUGUUUGUGCUUCGAUUGACUUAUCGUAAUUUUUUUUUUCUCACCCGGCUUGCUUCUCCGCACCCGUGCGCAUCGACGCCCUAGCCCUUCGGACCACUCGACCGGAUUUCGAAUAUUAAUUCCAUUUACGAAUUAAACAAUAAUAUUAAAAUAUUUAUUAAUUUAUCGUCGUUCUUAUUAUUAUUAUUCGUAAAUCGCCGAUUUCGCCGUGCCACACCGUAGUCAAUACGAUAAUUAUAAUAUCAUAUUAUACCUAUAACAUAAAUCAUUAACCGUUUACAAAGACGUGCGUUGUUCGUCAGUAAAGUUGUAUAGAAUAACAUAAUAUUAUCACCCUCGUCRUCGUCGACCGAUUUCGUGGGCGCAUCCGUAGAGAGUGUGCGUUCGUGUAAGCAUCAGCUAUAACUUCAGCUUCGGGACACGGGACCUACCCCGGAACGCGCUUCSACUCACUGCUUUUGACGAGGUGAAUGACACCGUGGAAGGGGUUAUGAUUGGGAUGGAGCUGGGUUUGGGGCACCAUGGCGGCUCCUUGCACCCUCACAAUAUGCCACAACAUCAAAUGCACUCGCAAGGACUUAUGCAUCAGACACAACAGCAGAUGCACCACGACGAUGCUGGAUCGGGAAACAUUAGCAGCAGUAGCAGCGUCAAUGGUUUUUCACAAGAAGGUCACGGUGGUGUAAAUCAACUGGGCGGAGUGUUCGUAAACGGCCGACCGUUACCGGACCUGGUCAGGCAGAGGAUAGUCGAACUGGCUCACAACGGGACCCGGCCGUGUGACAUAUCCAGACAGCUCAGAGUUUCUCACGGAUGUGUUUCAAAAAUCUUGUCCAGGUAA
Molecule: messenger RNA, 969 nt
Organism: Diuraphis noxia (Russian wheat aphid)
Lineage: Eukaryota; Metazoa; Arthropoda; Insecta; Hemiptera; Aphididae
Gene: sv
Product: paired box protein shaven
Biological process (GO): regulation of transcription by RNA polymerase II; anatomical structure development
Molecular function (GO): RNA polymerase II cis-regulatory region sequence-specific DNA binding; DNA-binding transcription factor activity, RNA polymerase II-specific
Source: RefSeq, a predicted model, not a curated record